Durusdinium trenchii is the source of this 396-nucleotide messenger RNA. The record is from the annotation of a GenBank genome assembly. Lineage: Eukaryota; Dinophyceae; Suessiales; Symbiodiniaceae.
AUGCUCCGUACUCCGACGGUGCGUCGCUUUCAGAUGCAGCCCUUUGCUGUUGACCAAUCUAAAGUCGUCGUCCGUCCUCCAGUGAUACUUGUGGCUCAGUUUGGCGGAUUGAGACCCAGCUUCCAGCGCUGGAUACAUGUUAUCCGUGCAGAGAGCUUGCCAGAGGAAGCAUUCUUUGUUGAAGUAGAGCUCCUGGCCAAUGAGGGACAUGGCUGUGUCUUAGUCGCCGGGAGAUCUGAUAUUCAAAGUGGUCCAGAUCCUAUUUUCCACAACUCCAUUUGCUUGGACUGGGACGACGAGACCGACAUGGCCAUCAACUGCAAGGUGAUCCGCUCCAGCAUGGGCUUCAACGAGGAAAUCUUUGCUGAGCUCAGAGAAACGAUGCCACAGGCCUAG